AACGAACGAUGGAAUUGCACCGCCAAACCAUUUACCUAUUCAUCGAUCCUGGCGUAAAAAGAGCAUACGGCUACACAGAAUGCACAAUAGAAGGAGUGUGUGAGCUAACAUUCAAGGUGGGAAUGCUGAAAAUAGAGAGCGUGCACAUAAACGAUGAGCCUGCACAGUACAAGAUCAACACAGACACGCACAUAAUUGAUGAAAAUGAGCGAGUGAUAAACAAGGCACUGUACAGCAAGGUGAUUGACCACAAGCAUACGCUUACCAUGUGCACGGCUCAUGGUAUGAGCACGGUACGAAUGCACUUCGUGCCCAAUGUACGUUUUUAUGAGCGCUUGCCUGGUGAUCAUAAGCAUGAGGAGGUGUUGGGAAUGAACGGUGAGACUGUUCUUUUUCCGUAUCUCGAUGGCAUGGCGGAGUACACGAUGGUGUACGUGGUACCACCCGACUUCACGGUGGUCAGUCCGGGACAGCUCGUUGGAGUGAUCGAGCACUGCGAAUGCAUCGUGCACACGUACACGGUACGUGCGUUUGCUGAGAAUGUGUGCUUUGCGGUGGGAUCGUACGAGGCGUACGAGAUCAGCGCUGUUAAGACGCUGUACGUGCCGCGGUACACGGAAUAUGCCGAUCUGAAGAGCGACCUGAACGCAGUGCACAAAUUCGUAAACAAUUUUGUGGGAGGCGACCAUACGCUGCCGCUUAGCAUCGUGUUCACGAUGAUGCCGUGCACCGCCGUUGCGCUACACGUGGCGGUGCUUCCGAUGAGCACGUUCCCCACGGCGGACGACAUCGAGCACAACUUUGCGUUCAAGGAGCGUGUGGCACGGCUCAUAGGCACGCAGCUGUUCAUGAACACGUACUUCGAGCGUGAGGAUCUGUGGCUCAAGAUGGGUCUGAUCGGGUACGUUGCCGACCACAUUCUCAAGCACAUGCUCGGCACCAAUGAGUUUCUGUUCAGGCUCAGAAAUGCGAUUGAUGCAAUCGUAAGGGACGAUCACUUGCACCUGCCCUUGUACGCACCGGCACGCACCGUGCACUCGUACCGCUCCGCAUUCGUGUGCGCAAAGGCAGCGGUGUUCAUGCACAUCCUCGAGAACAACACAUCUCUUGCGUUUAUGCAAAAAAUUGUGAAGAUUUGUUUGAACAGAGAACGCAUAAACACACACGCGUUCAUUGGCGUGGUGCGCGACGUGACGGGCAAAGACCUGCGCAACGAGCGCAUGAUAUACCGGAACAACAGCGGCACGUACACCGGGGAGGUGAGCAUCGAUCUGAAGAAGAACCAAGUGAAGAUUGUUUUUAAUGGGCCGGUGAACACCGUGGUGCAGUCGCACGAGGUGGAAGGGGUGUAUGAGCACAAUGUUAAGAAGGAGCUCACGUACACGUACCAUAACAGGCGUAAGAAGGACGAAGAGAGCGUGCUGUUCAUACGGGUGGACCCGUACAUCACGCAGCUGAACACGUACAAGCUCGUGCUCAAGGGCACGAUGUACGGCAACUUAACGCGCGACAAGAACGUGCUCAGCCAGAUGGAGGGCAUCAAGCACGUUGAUGAGUGCGAGCUUGAGCGUCUUGUGUAUGACGUGCACGUGAACUACCGUAUAAAGCUGAUGGCCAUGCACUACCUGGGCAUAAACAGCAUUCUCUCGUUCUUUGUAAAGAAGUUCUGCGUGCAAGGCAGCACGAUCAUCAAGCCGAACAUGUUUACCGUGCUGAACCACCAGGUGCUCGUUGGUACGAUGCGCAUUCUCUCGAUGUUUGAUCCGCACGUGAAAAGGGUUGUGAAUGAGAAGGUUGUGAGCGUAGGAGCGAUACUUAAGGCAUUUUUCUACAACGUGCUGCGGUACAACGAUAAUUCAAGCAAUGCUUACGAUGAUUCGGUGUUUGUAGGGCAGUUGAUACGUGGUCUGUCGUUUAUGCUGACCGUGCACGGUGGUACCGGUGAGGAUAUCGGUGAUAACAUUGGAGAGGGUGUUUAUGAGGGUGUUGAUGGUGGUAGGGACAGCGAGGAUGAUGAAAUAGGUGGGAAUGGGGAUGAUGGCAGCACCGAUCGUAUUGAUAACACUGAUCGCACUGCUAAUGCAGAUCGUACUAUGAGUGCAAAUCAUAUUAGCGGUGCCCUUGACGGUGCAAUUAACAAAACGGUGAGUACUCCCCAUGAUACCACCCCUAGCACCGUAAAAAAUAAUUUAUGGGACCGUAAUGAUGCGGAGCACCGUGAAAUAAUGAAUAAGGAAAGAGAAGGGGUGAUUGAUACGGACCGUGGUCGCACGGGUACGAACCACCUUAACACAACGGCUGAGUGCGAUGAUAUUUAUCUUGAGAUCAUAGAACGGUACAGAAUGAAGGACAUAAUCUUUCCUAGCAACUGCAACAGAGUUACAUGUGCUGUUCUGUACUUCUACGGUCGGUUGGACCUGUACGGCAUGGUAAACAUGAACAUAAACUAUCUGCUGCUCUUGAUACGGCCCGCUAAUUUCAUAGAGGUACGCUGUGCUGCUGCCGAAAUACUCACUUUCAAAAUCAUUCUUGACGACGAGGAGAUCAUCCUGUCGCAGAUUACCGAGCACUCGCACGCCGCAAAACAGGCACGCCACCACACAAUAACAUACGAAAUGCUAGACACGAUGCUACGCAUGGACAGUGCCAUACAAAUCACCGUGUACAAAACGAUAAACAAUCUGAUCACGUGCACCGCUUACAACUCGUUUGUGAAGGGCAAGCUGGACAAAUCGUACUUUUACGACAGGCUAAGGAGUACGGAGGAGGCAUCGGUGAGAGAACACAUUCUGGAAGUGAUCUACUUCUUGGAAGGGUUGGAUGUGGAGAUAAGAACGGAUGAGUACUUGGAGCAUGAGCUGAGUAGCACUGUGGAGGAUGAUGGUGGUGUGCGUAUUAAGGUGGCACCUUUGGUUGAUUUGAAGGUGCGGUUGAGGGUGCAUGGUGUGUGCGAUGGUAUUGUUGUUAGGAGAAUAGUGCCUGUGAAGGAGAUGGACGGUGUGGUUAAGCUUAAGGUUGGUGCACGGGUCGGGGUAGGUGUGCCUGGUAAGAGAAUGAAGGUUGGUAAGGUUAGUAGGGUGGGUAGGACGGGGAACAAUAAGACCGGUAGUGUUGACAAGAUUGGUGUAGGUAGCAAGACUGGCAGUGGCAACAGCAUUGGUGGUAAUGACCCUAUCACUGCCGCUAACGAUACUGCAAGCACCAAAAAUAUUGUGAAAAAUAGCAAUGGAACGGUAAAAAAUGGGAAGACCGGUCAUAAAACGGCAAGAACUACAGAUUUAGCACGGGCUACCGAACAAACAGAAUGGUGCUUUACAGAUAAUGCGAUGAUAUCACGUAUUAUUGAUGAAUUUAAUGAUAAAAUGGCAUUUUCACCGGGUAUAACCACGGAAAAAGACCUGAGAGCGUUUCUUACGCACGUAUUUGUAAGCGAAGAUGUUAACACGAAGAGUUACGCUCUUGCACGCACGGUUUACAACGAGUUAGAACGCGCCAAACUGGAAAUACCGCUCGUGCACAGAAUGUACACUCCCCUUACAGACGAUCAAAAACAUAAAAUAAAGAAAUUGCUCAACACGCUCACCAUUCCACAGUUCUCCCGUCCAAAGAACUACAAAGACAUCACCAGAAAGCCUAAAACUGUGUACUCCUUGAAAAGAAAAUUGGAUGGAAUCGUUGUGCUUGAGUUCUUCAAGCUAGAAGUAAUCGAUUUCAUAGAAAAGUGUGCGUUGUUCACACCAAAACGUAAUUUUAAUGAGAAGAGCCUUCUUUCGUAUCUGUACAGCAUACCGGAGAGCAAACAUGUGAGUGUGUAUGAGCUGCUGGAGCAGUGCUUUGAGCUUAUUAAGACGAAGAAGGUGUGUGCGGAGUUUAUCGAUGAGGUGAAGGUGGAUGGAUAUGACACGGUGGUGUGCAAGCCUAUGUACCUCAAUUUGAUAGUGCGCAAGCUUAAGGAUAUGCGUUACGGGUGCGUGCUUGAUGUAUACAAGGAUGUUGAGCUCAUUGCAGCGAAUGCUGCGCUCUUCAAUGGUGAGAAUAGCGUGUACGCUGCUGAUUCCAAGCACAUUGUGAAGUGGUUUAAGCGUAUUGUUGGUGGCAUGUUAGGUGAUCUUUACAAUGAUGUUGAUUAAGGGCACGUACUGUAAUGUGAUUUGAUACGCAUAGUACCGUGUAACGUGAUUUGAUACGCAUAGUACCGUGUAACGUGAUUUGAUACGCGUAGUACCGUGUAAUAGUACCAAAUACUGUUACAUAUCGUAGUACCAAAUAUUACUGCAUGGCAAGACAUCAUUACGAUCGUACAAUACUGAUGAUGAUCAUACCCUGCUUGUUACUCAAAAAAUGUCCCCUUUACUUCACCAUUAACGUAGUAUAGUACACUUUAACAACCUCUUCUACACCUGUCAGUCAGCAUCUCUCAGGGUUUGUUGCCCUCAUUUUCUACCAUCACGAACUUACUGCUCAUACAGGGGCUGUUCAUUUUCCUUAAAUUUAUAAAAUAGACUGAAUUAAAUUAAAGAAGACUUCUCAUUUUAGUCAAAUUAAAAUUGUGAUAGGUACGUAUCGAGGGUAUCAUUGCAAAUCAGAUACAUCUUUAGAAAUUGAUGUAUACAUAUUUCUUAUAAUCAUGUAUUGCUAUUUUUGCUUAUAUUGCCAGUCACGUGCUAUCGCUUGUACUAUGUAUUGACUGCAAUACCAUGAUAAAUUGUGGUAAAAGAUGGAAACGGCUUAAAAGGUGCA
Vavraia culicis subsp. floridensis is the source of this 4740-nucleotide messenger RNA. RefSeq lists its product as uncharacterized. Gene Ontology annotation, cellular component: transcription factor TFIID complex. The record is from RefSeq and is a predicted model, not a curated record. Gene Ontology annotation, biological process: transcription initiation at RNA polymerase II promoter. The coding region runs from base 9 to 4130 and encodes 1373 amino acids. Gene Ontology annotation, molecular function: RNA polymerase II general transcription initiation factor activity; chromatin binding; transcription cis-regulatory region binding. The transcript has a single exon. NCBI's taxonomy places the organism in Eukaryota, Fungi, Microsporidia, Pleistophoridae.